This is a messenger RNA of Oncorhynchus tshawytscha (Chinook salmon), 862 nucleotides long. RefSeq names its product regulator of G-protein signaling 12-like. Gene Ontology annotation, biological process: signal transduction. The coding region runs from base 389 to 862 and encodes 157 amino acids. The transcript has 4 exons. The record is from RefSeq and is a predicted model, not a curated record. Lineage: Eukaryota; Metazoa; Chordata; Actinopteri; Salmoniformes; Salmonidae. Gene Ontology annotation, molecular function: GTPase activator activity.
GAACCCACAAUCCUGGUGUUGCAAGGGCCUUACUCUACCAACUGAGUCAUUCAGGACAAUAUAAUCUACUGUACCAAGGCUCACUAGAAAAUCAUGAAAUAUUCCUCUAUUCCCCAUACAGUAGCAUGCCCAUGUAUUGCUGUGGGAAACACAGUCGUACAAAUAAGAUAUGUCAUGGAAAACUGAGUUUAGUAAAGAUGGUUGUGCUGCCUUGACGAGGCUUUUCCUCUGUCUCUCUCUCACUUCAGGCCUUCAAGCUGAUGAAGUUUGACAGCUACUAUAAUGUUCGUGCAUAAACCAACUCAUGACUGAGUAUUGUUCUUAGAAACCAAAGGUCAAACCAGGAAAGUCUCUUCCUUUGGAUGUGGACGAGGGAGCAGAGAAGAAGAUGAAAGCUCUACAGAACAAGUUGACCAGAGACAAACUUCAGGAAAAGAGGUGCUCGUGGGCAGAAGAGCUUGCUGACCAUGCUGCAGUCUUACAGAGCAGUGCCAGGCCGGGGUCUCUCCUCAAUGCAGUAGAGCAGUUGGAGAGAGAGCGUUGGUGUGCGGGCCAGGCUGAGAACUGCUGUGUGUUCCUACCUGACGGUACUGCCUCCCUGGCUCCAGCCCGUUCUGGACAUUCCAUCCACACCAUGCUGACUGGGCUCUAUGAGAAGAAAGGCUUCCCUCUCUUGGAUGUCAUCCUCUACCUGCAGGGCAAGGACAAGUUGUGUCAUGAAUCCCGCUUCCUGAGUCUGUGUUUGCCUGUGUUUCUGUCCUGGAGUAAACCCCUCUCUCUGGACCAGGACAGCUCAGUUCUGAAGGAAAAGCAGGUUUUUCUGGAGCUCAGCGUGUCUUUUGCAUGGGUGACCACAUCCUGA